CUCAAGGGUCCCUCAAAACAGUUUCAAGCCUUAAGAGUGCAGGAGGUUAACAGGCAGAUUAAAGGCCAGUUAAACAUCGAGAUGAGAUUAUUACAAGGGUGUGAUGACCGGAUUUCCUAUCAAUGAUGGUACUCUGUAGGCUUUCUUGAAGCCUCUGCAGAGUCCCUGGACCAGAACGGUUAGUGGGGACUGCAGGAUCUUCCUUCUAACCAGGCUCGACUGUGCCGCCAGACCUGGGUGAGCCCACAGAUGCCAGCCCAGCUUCAAGCCCCUGGGAAGGGUCAAGUCAUCAACAGGAGAGCCUAAGGGCCCAGGCCCAGCAUGAACAUGCCAGCCAAUGGAGAUUCUCUCCAGUCGUCCCUGGCCCUGGCUGCAGAGAAACAUGGCGGCUCACUUGAGGUAUCCAUAUCAUUUGAGGAUGUGACUGUGAACUUCAGCAGGGAGGAAUGGCAGCAUUUGGACCCUGUUCAGAGACGCCUGUACUGGGAUGUGACACUGGAGAACUACCAUCAUCUGAUCUCAGUGGGAUAUCAAGUUCCCAAAUUAGAAGCCAUCUACAAGUUGGAGCAAGGAGAGAGGCCAUGGACACUGGAGGGGGAAGCCCCAUGUCAAAGCUGUUCAGGUGAAGAUAGUAGGAAAACUCAACAACAGGAAAUUUCUGGAGAAGUUUCAUUCCACUGUGAGAGAUUUGAUCAACCCACAGGAGAAGAUUCACUGUGUUCCAUUUUGGAAGAACUGUGGCAAGAGAAUGACCAACUAGAGAGAUAUCAGGAAAACCAGAUGAACCCUUUAAGUCUUGUCAAAAUAUUAAUUAAGGAGAGGGGCUACGAAUGUCAAAACCUUGAAAGAAUAAUUCACAUGACUACCAAGCUUGUUCCUUCAAUUAAAAGACUCCAUAAAUAUGACACAUUUGGAAAGAGUUUGAAGCAUACUUUAAACUUACAUAAUUAUAACCAAAGCACUGCAACAAAGAGCCUUGAGAGGAUAUUUGGAAAUGGUAACAAUUUCGCUGACAGUUCUUUCUCUACUAAGAAUGAGAAUACUAACACAAGAGCGAAUUCCCAUGGACAUAAUCAGUGUGAAGAACACGUCAAUCACAAACAAACUCUCAUUGAUCAUCAGAAAAUUCUUACUGGGGAGAAACUUCAUGGAUGUAGUAAAUGUGUAAAGGGCUUCAGUCAGAAGUUGGAUCUCUUUGGACAUCAGAAAAUUCAUGCUGGAGAAAAAUCCCAUGGAUGCAACAAAAGUGAGAAAGUCUUCACUCAGAAGCCAAAACUUGAUAGACAUCAGAGUGUUCAGAUAGGAGAGAAACCCUAUGUAUGUACUCAAUGUGGGAAGGCCUUUACCUUCAAGUCAAACCUCAUUACACACCAGAAAAUUCAUACUGGGCAGAAGCCCUAUAAAUGCAGUGAAUGUGGGAAAGCCUUUUUCCAGAAAUCAGAUCUCUUUAGACAUCUGCGAAUUCAUACAGGAGAAAAACCUUAUGAAUGUAGUGAGUGUGGAAAAGGCUUCUCCCAGAAUUCAGACCUCAGUAUACAUCAGAAAACUCAUACCGGAGAGAAACACUAUGAAUGCAGCGAAUGUGGAAAAGCCUUCACAAGAAAAUCUGCCCUCAGGAUGCAUCAGAGAAUUCACACAGGAGAGAAACCUUAUGUGUGUACUGAGUGUGGGAAGGCCUUCAUCCAGAAAUCACACUUCAAUACACAUCAGAGAAUUCACACUGGAGAGAAACCUUAUGAAUGCAGAGAUUGUGGGAAAUCAUUCACUAAGAAGUCGCAGCUCCAUGUGCAUCAGCGAAUUCACACAGGAGAGAAACCCUACAUAUGUACAGAGUGUGGAAAGGUCUUCACUCAUAGGACAAAUCUCACCACACAUCAGAAGACUCACACUGGGGAGAAGCCUUAUAUGUGUGCUGAAUGUGGGAAGGCUUUUACUGAUCAGUCUAAUCUCAUCAAACACCAAAAAACUCAUACUGGAGAGAAACCCUAUAAAUGCAAUGGCUGUGGGAAAGCUUUCAUAUGGAAGUCACGCCUCAAAAUCCAUCAGAAAUCUCAUAUUGGAGAGAGACACUAUGUGUGCAAGGAAUGUGGGAAAGCCUUUAUCCAGAAAUCAACACUAAGAGUGCAUCAGAGAAUUCACACAGGGGAGAAACCCUAUGUUUGUCCUGAAUGUGGGAAGGCUUUCAUCCAGAAAUCACAUUUCAUUGCACACCAUAGAAUUCAUACUGGAGAAAAGCCUUAUGAAUGUGGUGACUGUGGAAAAUGCUUCACUAAGAAGUCACAGCUCCGGGUACAUCAGAAAAUUCACACAGGCGAGAAGCCCAAUAUAUGUGCUGAAUGUGGAAAGGCCUUCACGGAUCGGUCAAAUCUCAUAACACACCAGAAAAUCCAUACAAGGGAGAAACCCUAUAAAUGCAGUGACUGUGGAAAAACCUUUACCUGGAAGUCACGCCUCAAUAUACAUCAGAAAUCCCAUACUGGAGAGAGACACUAUGAAUGCGGUAAAUGUGGGAAAGCAUUUAUCCAAAAAGCAACACUCAGCAUGCAUCAGAUAAUUCAUACAGGAAAGAAACCUUAUGCUUGUACACAAUGUCAGAGAGGUUUCACUGACAGAUCGAAUCUUAUUAAACACCAGAAAACACACAGUGGAGAAAAACACUACAAAGCCAGUGACUGAAGGCUGUUUCAGAACUGGAAAUCACAACACGUCCAUCAGAUAGGUCCUAGUGGUAAAGAGGAAUGCCUGAUGCUGCAAUCACUGUGCAGGGGGAAGUAGAAAUGAGAGGCAGUGUGACCUGAGGGAGCAGAAGCCAGGCAAAGCCAAAUAGCCUUCACUCAACUAGAAAUAAAAGUUCCAGCAUCACCACAACUGACAGACUCUUAAAUGCACAGGAAGACCAUUUAGAUGGAAUAUCUGAGCAACAGUUAUGUUUGGUUACAUGAUUGAUACUGAGGCUGUCAACUCCUGAAAAUGGUAGAAAUAAAGACACGAGAUGACUCAUCAUCUCUUAUGUUCCAUUUUUGGGAUGAAGGACUUAUACAUUUCAGCACUCAUUAGUUCUUUGUAUCCUGGGACAUAAAAGUACUCAGUAUUGGCCCAAAUUGUUUCACAUUUCUAGGGUGAGGAGAAGUUUUCCAUUGUCCAGUUGAAGGGCCCUGAAGUUAAGGCUAAAAAUUUAUUGAAAAUGCAGAUCUGUCAGUAGAACCAGAAGAGUUUGUGAUCCUUGAUAAUUGAGACACAGAAAGAUUCCCAUGAAGAACUACUCUUUCUAAAUGAAAGAGAAUUUUUAGACUUAAAUUUUGACCUUAAGAACUGGAA
Urocitellus parryii (Arctic ground squirrel) is the source of this 3318-nucleotide messenger RNA. It is a transcript of the gene Znf41, whose product is annotated as zinc finger protein 41. The record is from RefSeq and is a predicted model, not a curated record. Gene Ontology annotation, biological process: negative regulation of transcription by RNA polymerase II; regulation of immune system process; regulation of cytokine production. Lineage: Eukaryota; Metazoa; Chordata; Mammalia; Rodentia; Sciuridae. Gene Ontology annotation, cellular component: nucleoplasm. Gene Ontology annotation, molecular function: RNA polymerase II cis-regulatory region sequence-specific DNA binding; DNA-binding transcription repressor activity, RNA polymerase II-specific.